Punica granatum (pomegranate) is the source of this 5593-nucleotide messenger RNA. Lineage: Eukaryota; Viridiplantae; Streptophyta; Magnoliopsida; Myrtales; Lythraceae. The record is from RefSeq and is a predicted model, not a curated record.
CUUUCGUGUCCUAUCCGACUUGAAGAGGAGUAAAGGGAGAGCGAAGAAGAAUCCUUCUUCUCCGCUCCUGUCGCCGCCGUUGUCGUCCUCACCGGCAUGCCGUCGACUCUCUGCACCUCCGUCCUUGCUUAGCUGCUGAGUUGAAUUAUGGUUUCUUCUUCCGGUUACCUCGAUGAGACGUAUGGCCGUGGUUUCCUCAGGAGAAGGGCAAAAGUAGAGGAGAUGCGUGCUGCUUUUGAAGUUUGUAUAGGCAAUUACGGCGAUUUCGCCUAUCCCAACCAGCACAAGACAGAAACUUGCUCCACUUCUCACGAGUGCUCUGAUAGUGGUCCUCUUAUGUCAUGUUGCUGCAAUAUCGAGGAACGAAUGGGUCCGACCUCAAUAUCCGAUGCUACCUGCCAAUCGAAUGGCAAUGGUGAUGCUACAGAACCCUGUACUACUGCCGGUUCUCUGUACCAAGAUAAGAGUUAUUCUGGGCAUCCUCAAGUUUCUUUUGUAAGCGGAUGGAUGUACAUAAAUGAGCAAGGACAAAUGUGUGGACCUUACCUCCAGCAACAGUUAUAUGAAGGACUAUCUUCUGGCUUCUUGCCUGAUGAGCUUCCUGUGUACCCCAUAAAUAAUGGAUCAUAUCUUAACCCUGUACCAUUGAAGUAUUUCAAGCAGUUCCCUGACCAUGUUGCUACUGGCUUUGUGUACCUAUCCACAACUACCUUAUGCACGACUAUGCCAGCAAAUUCGACAAUCUAUCCUAGCACUGAGUCAAGAUUGCACACAGAAUCACAUUCAUUUGCUCCCAAUCAAAGUUCACAGGCUGCAUCCCAGGCUGGUCCCAACUAUAGUGCAUAUAACCAUCAGGUCGGAGCAAGCUAUGGAGCAGCUGGCCAGAUGGCAUUCUCGCAGCUGGAUAAAGGUGAGGCUUGUUGGUUGUUUGAAGAUGAUCAUGGGAAGAAACAAGGGCCGCAUUCUCUUUGGGAGAUAUACUCCUGGCAUUGUUAUGGCUAUUUACGGGAUACCAUAAUGAUAUAUCACUCUGAAAACAAGUUCGGAGCAUUUUCAUUGCUCUCAGUGAUAAAUGAAUGGAGAAGAGAUGAUACUGCAGCUAAUGCAAGCUGCAAUGUUUCCAGAACUUCUGAUGGAUUUGUAUCUGAAAUUUCUGAAGUAGUUUCUUGCCAAUUGCAUGGUGGCAUCAUGAAAGCUGCACGCAAGGUUCUGCUUGAUGAAAUCAUAAGUAAUCUCAUGACAGAGGCUGCUUCUUCCAGGAGAGCUCAGAGACAUCUAAAACCUGAAUCGGCUGCUCAGACCAGUGGGAUCUGUAACCUAGAUGUCAGCCAGCCUGAAGCUUCCAGUCAGAGUAAAUCUUCUACCGAAUCUGAAUUUGUGAUGGGAACUUCCAAGAAAGAUACUAAUGAUGCACCUAAAAAUGCUGCUCCUGUACAAGCUCUUGCUGUUACCAAAACUAUUGGAAGCAUUGACAGCUAUUGGGCUUCAUACUCAGCUGUCUGCAGAAUGCUCUAUGAAUUUUGCAUGCAGGUCACUUGGAAUGCUGUAUUUUAUGAUGUGAUAGCAGAUUACAGUACUUCAUGGAGGAGUCAAAAGAUCUGGUCUGGUCAAGCUAAUUUUAUGCCCCUGAGUAGCAGGUGCAAAGCUAAAAGGGUGGAGUCUUCUCUUGUAUUGCCUUCUGCUUUCCCAGAGGGAAGUCCUGAAAAGAAUCGAGCAUCAUCUCUUAAUGUGACAUCUGAUGCCAUGAAUCAUAUCCACGAAAGUGUGGAAGAGGAGCUAUAUAUGUCUGCUGAGGCUUCUUUGGCAGAUUAUGUCAAAUCUUUUGUAAGGGAGGAAGUAGACAAAGUGGUCAGAUUUCUGAAUUCUGAUCUGUUAAAUGAGAUAAACAGCGAGUCAUGGUGUGCUGACUCUGGUCACAUACACAAUUCUUCAAACUUGCCUAAUGAUUCAGGAGCCGAUCCAAACAAAAGUCAAGUUGCAGAAACAGCAGAAGAUACAUCUCAAACUACAACAGAAACAAUGGAGCUUGUUCGUCAUUCCGCCACUAAACUCUCCGGAUCUAACAUAUUGGCUACUGCAUUCAAAAAGCUGUAUAGAGGGAUUGGUGAUGUGCUUGUUGAUGAAGUAAAUGAUGAGCCUCCACCCCCCGGAUUGGAAGACUGUAAUAAGACCUUUUCUCAGCCUAGUAAAUGUAAGUUCCGACCUUUACGGUCCGACGAGCGUAUACCCAAGAUUGGAGCAUAUGUUGCUAUGGCAUUGUGCAGGCAGAGAUUGCAUGAUGAUGUGCUUAAAGAAUGGGCAUCAUUGUUCCUUAAUGAUUCUCUACAUCAGUUUGUUAGAUCACGGCGUUCAUUAAAAAAUAAGGACUCAUCGCCCACUGCAAACAGUAAGCAUGGUGCAUCCAGUGCAGUUCCUAUGUCUCAAGGAUGUUCAAAGGAUGAUUGCACAGUCCGUUCUUGUGAUGGACAUGCCAAUGCUGCUCAAGUUACUUAUUUCCGGAAGAAAAAGAACGAAAAAAGAAAGUCCAGUUCUCCUCAGUGCAUUCCUUCAGCCUCAAAGAUACAAAAUUUGCGAUUGGAGAAGUUGAAAAGACUGGAGUCCUCUAAGGAUUUAUCUGAGCCUACAAAUGUUAAAACUGCUGUAUCAGUUUCCAAGAAGAGAAAGUUGACUAAACCCAACAUUAAAUCGCCUGUUAGUGAUAAGUCAAGGCAAACCGUGAUGGCAAGGGUCUCACCUGAUAGUAACAUCUCGCGAAAGAGCUCGAUUGGUCAAAAAGUUAGACGAGCAUCUGAAAGAGUACAGAAUGGUGAAGCCUUAGAAGAUGAUGUAAAACCAAAGAGACCAAAGCUUUUGAAAGGGAAAGCUCGCUUAAGCACUACGGAGAAUCAAGUAGUUAGGAAUGAGGACUUACAAGAUGCUGUCAGACCAAAGAGUGCAAAGUUUUCAAAAGCAAAAGCUGAUAUCAGCAAUGUUGAGAAGCAAGAUGAUGGUGAUGAGGUCAUAGACGAUGAUGUAAGACCAAAAAGAGCAAAGCUUUUGAAAGCAAAAGUGGAGAAGAAGGUAUUAAGAGCAAAUCGAGAUGGCGUUGAUUUCCAGAAAGAGUCCUCUGGGGGUAUCUCUAAGAAGAUAGUGAAAUCAGCUAAGAUGGCAAAGCAAAAGAAGGGGGUCCAAGAAACUCUGCGAUCAUCUGUGUCUGAAGAUGUUUCUGUGUCAACUAGUUUUUCCAAAAAGUCAGUUCGUAAGAAGGUUGUGCCAAAAAAACCCAUGUCCAUUAAGUUCAAGACAUCAAUGGCUUGCCCUAAAUCUGAUGGUUGCGCUCGGUCCUCAAUCGAUGGGUGGGAAUGGCAUAAGUGGUCGAUGACAGCAAGUCCACUUGAAAGAGCUCGCGCUAGGGGAAUUAACUACAUCCAGUCUAAUCAUUCAGGUUCCAAAAGCAAUAGUUUUCAAUUGCCCAACAACAAGGGUAUAUCUGCAAGGACAAAUCGGGUGAAAAUGCGUAAUCUCAUGGCCGCUGUCGAGGGUGCUGACCUGCUAAAGAGCAGCCAGUUGAAGGCUAGGAAGAAGCAUCUGCGUUUCCAGAGGAGCAAGAUCCAUGAUUGGGGUCUUGUUGCUCAGGAGCCAAUCGAGGCAGAAGAUUUUGUGAUUGAAUAUGUUGGUGAAUUGAUUCGUCCUCGGAUAUCUGAUAUUCGUGAGCUCCAAUACGAGAAGAUGGGAAUUGGAAGCAGCUAUCUUUUUAGACUUGAUGAUGGUUAUGUGGUUGAUGCUACAAAGCGUGGUGGAAUUGCCAGAUUUAUAAACCAUUCCUGCGAGCCUAAUUGCUAUACGAAAAUUAUAAGUGUUGACGGUCAGAAGAAAAUUUUCAUCUAUGCCAAACGGCACAUAGCUGUUGGUGAAGAAAUCACUUACAAUUACAAGUUUCCUUUGGAGGAUAAAAAGAUACCCUGCAACUGUGGUUCCAAAAAGUGCCGCAGAUCAUUGAAUUAGGAUUUCUUUGGCAAGUCUGGUAUACUUUGCAGCUUUUUCUGGACUUCAAGCGAGUGGAGUUGGAAAAUUUAUUCCAUAGGUCACAGACACUCUUGCUAAUGGAAGUGCGAAUGACGUGAUUAUGGUGAAUUUUCAGAUCAAGAUUCUUGCUUAUGAUUUUCAUAGAGAUGACACGCCGAUUCUCAAAUAUAUACAUGUGGUUUGAAAAUAUUAGAACCAACACGGACUUUCCCCCUCAAUGCAGGGGCUGCAUUUCUAUUGAUGAUGAUGGCCUUCUGGUAUGUAUCCUCGUUAAUCCACACCUUUCUUUGACAUUCUCUUUUGAAGCAACCAACCAUCUGUAAGGUGGCAUCUCAUAAAGUGACGGGUGAUGCUUGAUAACUGCCGAAAGUGGUUGCGCGUACAAGAAAAAAUCUUGGUUUCUCUUUCCAGACAUUGGGGGUAAAAGAAAACGAAGCUUUGAUCUCCAAGGUCUGCAUACCAAUUGGAAAAGAUGGUGGUGCUCAGUUCCCGGUCAGAAUUUCUCAAGCCUGUGGCAUUUGGCGGAGCUGUAUCUCCCUUCAAUGUCCGAUAGCAUUGCGGAUGAGAGAGAUUAAGAGGUGUCACAAAUAAAGGUCCACGACCGCAUCCAUCGUGUUCUUACAUAUACCGAAGAAUUGACCAAUUGGCCAUCUAUCGCUCCCAUAGGCUAUGUUCGAUCUCGGUUGUGACUUCCUGAGUUCUUAAAUGACCGAAUAACCUGAAGAUGUCGAACUAUACUGAACUCGAGCUGGAUUAGGGAACAAGAAGAGUUGCAAGUAACUCCGCCUGUGUUGUGUUUGAUGUUUUGAAACACAGCCGGUCCCAAGCCCGGACAAAGGAGGAGGGUUUUAAUUGCCAUUUGCCAAACAAAGUACAUUACCACAUAUUCUGACCAAAAAAAUAAAAAUAAAAAAGUGAUAAAGGACAUGUCAUGUAUAAAUGCUCACUUAGCAUAGUGUCUGCCAUCUUCCUUGCAAAAUGGUUCAAAUGGCCCUUGCUUCUUGUGUUGUGCCAAAUUUACGGGGAGGCUUUCUCGUCGGAAACUCGAUAGAAUUGACCUCCUAUCCAGUGGCACUGCGGUUACUGAUGAUCUGUUUGUUUCUCGAGUGUUUCCAGCAUCCGUAGCCUGUCAAUGCUAAGUGAUAAGGCGAUUUCCGAUCUCUUGGUACUGCAAACUCUGUACCCAAAACACUACAGUUGAGGCCCGUUUUCCAUUCAGCCAUAUCCCUCUCUGCUAGUAAAUGCAUUCACGUCUCCUCUAUGCCCUCGCAAGUCUCUCUUUCAUUGUGCUGGAGCAGGUGGCAGGCUUAUCAUCCUCGUCCGAUGUGGUCACACCUCUUGAACUUCUGGAAGUGUAUCUGGAGCAGAUAUCGCGUACGGAAGACCGAUUGUCAUCGCCGAAGGACUGACUCGACUAUAGUAUGGUGUUAUUUUAGCAAGAGACCAAAAUACAUAGCAGCCAGUUCCCGUUUGUGCCUUUUUUCCAAGAGAGAAGAAACUGCAUUGUCAAAUAUACGAUCUGGGCCAAUACUUAAGAUGUUAUCUCAUUGCCUUUUACUGACCUUCAACGCGACUGCUGAUUCGGAUU